CCACCUCAUGACGCCCUCUAUUGGUUUGCAGAUCCCCUGGAAACAGCCAUGGCCAGGUUUAAAAACGUCAAUUGCCAGGCAGCGAGUUUCUCCUUCAACACUCUGGGAUGGAUCUUAGCCAUGACCUGCAUGGGCCUGGCCGAGUGGCGGGUGUGGCACAUGGAGAGCAGCGCCCCCUCCCGGGGGCUGGCCUGCAUUGGGAUGUGGAGGGUCUGCACUUACCAGCACAACCGCCCCCAGGGCAGAGUCAUAGCCUGUCACCGCUACAGCUACAGUGACACCUACCUGCCGCUGGACAUCCGCAUCUCCCAGAACCUGCUGCUGGCCGCCUGCCUCCUCGGGGUCCUGGGGAAAGUGCUCACGGUCACGGGCCUGCUGCGAGUGUACGCGGGACGGCUUCAGAAGGACACCACCUGCAAUCGGUUCGUCGCUUCCGGAGUCCUGAGCAUCAUAGCGGGGGCAUUUAUCCUCACUGCUGUGAUCUGGAACCGCCACUCCGUGUUGCAUGAAGAGGGCAUACGCUUCCCACCAUCCUUCCACAUCCCCUUCAGGCCGGACCGGCAGGAGAUGGGCAGCACCGUGCCCGUGGCCGUUCUGGCUGCCUUCCUCCUGCUGUUGAGUGGGCUGCUGACCAUCUCUUUCCAGCUGCCCCGCAACAUCCAGGUGUACCCCGAAGUCUCCCAAGUGUGAAAUUCCCGGUCGCAUAGCUUUGGGAAUCCAUGAGAGCCGCUGAUGGGGGUGCAGGGUUAGCAGGCUGCUCUGUGAAAUAGC
Myotis davidii is the source of this 771-nucleotide messenger RNA. It is a transcript of the gene CLDN34, whose product is annotated as claudin 34. Gene Ontology annotation, molecular function: structural molecule activity. The transcript has a single exon. The coding region runs from base 49 to 690 and encodes 213 amino acids. Gene Ontology annotation, biological process: bicellular tight junction assembly; cell adhesion. Gene Ontology annotation, cellular component: plasma membrane; bicellular tight junction. The record is from RefSeq and is a predicted model, not a curated record. NCBI's taxonomy places the organism in Eukaryota, Metazoa, Chordata, Mammalia, Chiroptera, Vespertilionidae.